CCUUUCCUCCCGCGGGCGCCGAAGGGAACCUGGUGCCGGGCGGGCGAGAGGUCCUCUUGCCGCUGGGGCCCGGCGGGCGCGCGUGGGGGAAUGGGGCCCCGGGCGGUCGCCGACUCCGCGCGCCUCGCGUUCCUCUUCUGCACAACUGGCUUGAGCCCACUAGGAAUGGCAGCCCCGUCUAUGAAAGAAAGACAGGCUUGCUGGGGAGCCCGGGAUGAAUACUGGAAGUGUUUAGAUGAGAACACAGAGGACGCUUCUCAGUGCAAGAAGUUAAGAAGCUCAUUUGAAUCCAGUUGUCCCCAGCAGUGGAUAAAAUAUUUUGAUAAAAGAAGAGACUACUUAAAGUUCAAAGAAAAAUUUGAAGCAGGACAAUUCCAGCCUUCAAAAACAACUGCAAAGUCCUAGGCUGCUCCUGAACUUCUCAGAAGGUUUGAAUCAUGGUAAAUAGCGUGACUCGGUCCACAUAAACAACUCUUUAAAAUGAUCAAGUAACAGAGAUUCCAUCAUUCAAACUAUGAAGAAUCAAAA
Mirounga angustirostris (Northern elephant seal) is the source of this 528-nucleotide messenger RNA. Its product is annotated as cytochrome c oxidase assembly factor 6 homolog. The transcript has 3 exons. NCBI's taxonomy places the organism in Eukaryota, Metazoa, Chordata, Mammalia, Carnivora, Phocidae. Gene Ontology annotation, cellular component: respiratory chain complex IV; mitochondrion. Gene Ontology annotation, biological process: mitochondrial ATP synthesis coupled electron transport; respiratory chain complex IV assembly. The coding region runs from base 91 to 405 and encodes 104 amino acids. The record is from RefSeq and is a predicted model, not a curated record.